Aspergillus fischeri NRRL 181 is the source of this 618-nucleotide messenger RNA. Its product is annotated as DJ-1/PfpI family protein. The coding region runs from base 1 to 618 and encodes 205 amino acids. The transcript has 2 exons. NCBI's taxonomy places the organism in Eukaryota, Fungi, Ascomycota, Eurotiomycetes, Eurotiales, Aspergillaceae. The record is from RefSeq and is a predicted model, not a curated record.
AUGCCACCCAUUCGUUUCGGAAUCUUAAUGGUUCCUUACCAAACCCUCGACGUCGCCGGGCCAGUGGACAUCCUCUCCUCAUGCUCGCGACCGUACCUCGAAGUCAUGGAAAGGGACGGUCAGGUCUCCAAAGACACUGCAGCAGCCGGCCUCGACAUUGAAUUUUACUACGUUGGUAGUGAGCUGAAGCCCGUUCAACAUACCGGAAACCUUCAGUCACUGCCGACAACCACCUGCGACACGUGUCCACCUCUCGACUAUCUUUUAAUCGGUGGACCAUCGCCGGGCUACCGCCUUUCGGAGUGUUAUGAAUCAUUCAUUCGACGUCGAUCUCAGGAGGUCAAGGCAAUAUUUACAACUUGCACAGGCGCUUUGCUGCUGGCCCAAACGGGGCUACUUGAUGGCCGUGAUGCCACCGUCAACCACGUGCUUCUGCCACAGGCCCGGCUACUGUACCCAAAAGUCCAUUGGAAUGAAUCCCAGCAGUGGGUCACAGACGGAUGCUUCUGGACUGCCUCUGGGGCAUGCGCGGGGAUGGAUAUGUUUGCCCACUGGAGACAUCCACAGGCAGCAUUUGACUACAAUUCAGUGAAGCAAGAGGCAUCCAUUCUCUUGUGA